Messenger RNA from Pochonia chlamydosporia 170, 306 nucleotides. RefSeq lists its product as hypothetical. The transcript is spliced from 2 exons. Lineage: Eukaryota; Fungi; Ascomycota; Sordariomycetes; Hypocreales; Clavicipitaceae. Bases 1 to 306 code for a protein of 101 amino acids. The record is from RefSeq and is a predicted model, not a curated record.
AUGAAAGCCGCCGUGAAAGACAGGGUAAGUACAACGACGGCGCAACGAGUGAAGCGGAAACAAGCUAAUGCGGAUGAACGAUUGAUGACACAAGAGUGCCAGGAACCAAAUGGAAGCCACAGCACGCCAGACAGAAGCUUCUCAUGCAGACAAGAGUCAACCUCUUGCAUUGACCCCGGCAGCCGCCCACAACAUACUUUCACUCAUGAAACGCACUUUUUUGCUCGGUUGAUGGCCGUGAUGCCGGCGCCGGGCCUUGGCCCAGCGCAACUCGUUGUUCGCCUCUCGAUCUGUGUCCGUAGGUGA